AGGAGCGCGUCGCGUUCACCAUCGAGGACGUCGACAUCACUCCCGCCGUGGCCCCCGCUGCCGUCGAGUAUAAAUACAACAAUGGCGACCCCGCUGCUCUUGACCAUCUUCUUGCAUUUGAAUGCGCAUCUUGUUCUCCGUCAUGACCAAACGAGCGAGAGCUAGCACCAUAAAUUCGCAGUCUUCUUUACCUGGCAAGAUGCAAGUAUCAACCUCUGCCUCACCUACGAAGAAGACGCGUAGAGACAUCAAGUUUCUACCUAACAAGGUUGCUACGGUGGAGAAUGCAACGAAGGCCGACAAGAAUCCGCCUCUGUUCCAAUUAGAGCACGUCCUGAAGAUAUGUUCAAAAGUUCAGCCUGCAAGCAAAGGCGAGGCAGUUGUUUAUUGGAUGAGGAUGGAAGACUUGAGAAUUCACGAUAACAGGGCCUUUUCUCUUGCGUCGGCGCAAGCAGUAAAGGACAAUGCGCCUCUACUAGUCCUUUUCGUUUUGAGCCCGCAAGACUACAUUGCUCAUGAUAGGAGUGCUCGCCGAAUUGACUUCACUCUGCGCAACUUGCGAGUGAUGAAAGAUACGCUCGCGAAGCAACAUAUUCCCCUCUACACCAUCACACAUUCCCCUCGCACCACUCUUCCUGACCGUGUGCUCUCCGUGUUGGCUGAAUGGAAAGCCAGUCAUCUUUUUGCCAAUAUCGAGUAUGAAGUAGACGAACUUCGUCGUGAUAUCAAAGUUUGCGAACUUGCCAAUCAGUCAGGUCAGGUACAAUGUACGUUCGUACAUGACAAAUGUGUCAUCAAUCCAGGUAAAGUCACCACCAAGGAAAAUAAGGCUUACGCGGUUUAUUCGCCGUUUCUGCGCGCAUGGCUUCCUCACAUAACGGAUAAGCCUGAUCCACUAGCCUGCGCCCCAGAUCCAAAGCCAAAUGACCUUUCAAUUCACAAACUUGCGAUAUAUUCAGGGCUCUUCGACUCCUCAGUGCCAGCUUUUGUCGAAGGAUUCGAGCUUAAACUUGAGGACGCUGAACAGAUGCGCACUUGCUGGAAAGAAGGCGAGGACGUGGCCCAUGCGAUGUUGUCGCGGUUCUUGCACACGAGGUCUCGUGCUUCCCAGAUGGGUGCUGUGGAUCCUCUUACGGAAGGUGUGAAGGAACCACAGAAGGAGCAAAGCAAGAACAGUAGGGUCGUCAAGUAUAAGGAUGAGAGAGAUCGUGUCAAUGCUGAUACUACCAGUCGCUUGAGCCCGUACCUCGCAGCUGGUAUCAUCUCAGGGCGUGCAUGCAUCCGCGCCACGAUGGAAUUAUCAAACGCGAAGAAAGUAGAUGCCAGUCGUGAUACCGGCAUCGGUCGUUGGGUGCAAGAGAUUGCGUGGCGCGAUUUCUACGUUCACGUCCUCGCACACUUCCCUCGCGUCUCAAUGGGUAGACCUUACCAAGAGAAGUUCUCCAAUGUCCAGUGGGAAACCAACGAAGAACAUCUCCAGGCCUGGAAAGAUGGUCGCACUGGCGUGCCUAUCGUUGAUGCUGGCAUGCGUCAGGCGAAUAAGAUGGGUUGGAUGCAUAAUCGUGUUCGGAUGAUUGUCGCCAUGUAUCUGGUGAAGGACUUGAUGAUUGAUUGGAGGUUGGGCGAAAAGUAUUUUAUGGAGAUCCUGAUAGACGGAGAUCUUGCUUCUAACAAUGGAGGAUGGCAGUGGAGUGCGAGUACCGGAGUGGACCCUGUCCCGUACUUCAGGAUCUUCAAUCCAUACAUCCAGAGUCACAAAGCUGAUCCCACUGGAGAAUAUAUCAGAUACUUUGUUCCUGAAUUGGCCAAGGUCAAAGGAAAGGGUGAGAACUUUAUCUUACGUUGCACUGAUGUACUGACGGCAACUUGCCAGAGGUGCAUGAACCACCUUCAAAGGUUGCCGAAAAGCUUGGAUAUCCUACACCUUUCGUGAAACACUCAGAAGCCAGGGAUAGAGCCAUGCGACGGUAUAAAACACCAGGGGAAAAGUAGUGAAAUUACCUCAAGGGCCCGUCAGAUAGACUUCGCUUUGUGUUCGUGUCCGGUCGAAAGGUAUCGUGGUAUGUUAUGCUGAUGGAACUGGGUAAUAUACAGUCUUGGUAGCCCUUUAAUCAUCCAAAUCGAAAUCAAAAUCCUCAUCAUCCCGUCCUCGUAUUUGCUGCCGGACAGCAGGCCUGGCACCGUAGACAAAUUGAGAGCCACUGGCUUCUGCUUUCUCAAUGACGCCAAUAUGUAGAAGCUUCCAUUCCAAUGUCGCAGUUUCGAAGUCGUCAGAGUUGCCGAGGUCUUCGAAGCCGAUAAUACUGGUGAAGAAGUACCUCAGUUAUACUCAUACAGUGAGAAUGUAAUGUGAAUGGUGCAUACCG
Molecule: messenger RNA, 2366 nt
Organism: Somion occarium
Lineage: Eukaryota; Fungi; Basidiomycota; Agaricomycetes; Polyporales; Cerrenaceae
Source: the annotation of a GenBank genome assembly